AUGUCCCAUGCUAGGGUCGAUGAAUUGGUGGAAUGUCUGGGGAAGGCCAAGUACCUGAGCAUGUUAGACCUGUGUGAAGGUUACUGGCAGGUACCACUGACUGAUGCGGCUAAAGAACUGACUGCUGUCCAGGCCCCAUUAGGGCUAUAUCAUUUUAAGGUUAUGCCGUUUGGACUGCACGGAGCUGCAGCCACUUUUCAGUGGUUGAUGGAUCACGUGAUUUCCGGGACUGUGGACUUUGCUGCUGCCUAUAUAGACGAUGUGGUGAUUUACAGUGCAUCCUGGAAGGAACAUCUGCAUCACUUAGCAGAGGUGUUUCGAAGGAUAGAAAAUGCAGAAUUGGUGGUCAAUGCCAAAAAGUGUAACCUGGCGAAACCUUAA
Molecule: messenger RNA, 381 nt
Organism: Sinocyclocheilus grahami
Lineage: Eukaryota; Metazoa; Chordata; Actinopteri; Cypriniformes; Cyprinidae
Product: RNA-directed DNA polymerase homolog
Exons: 1
Coding region: 1-381 (126 amino acids)
Source: RefSeq, a predicted model, not a curated record